This is a messenger RNA of Dendronephthya gigantea, 1194 nucleotides long. RefSeq names its product probable palmitoyltransferase ZDHHC12. NCBI's taxonomy places the organism in Eukaryota, Metazoa, Cnidaria, Anthozoa, Malacalcyonacea, Nephtheidae. Gene Ontology annotation, biological process: protein targeting to membrane; peptidyl-L-cysteine S-palmitoylation. The transcript is spliced from 4 exons. The coding region runs from base 16 to 894 and encodes 292 amino acids. Gene Ontology annotation, molecular function: protein-cysteine S-palmitoyltransferase activity. Gene Ontology annotation, cellular component: Golgi apparatus; endoplasmic reticulum. The record is from RefSeq and is a predicted model, not a curated record.
CAGUGAAGACGGAAUAUGGCGACGUGUUCAAACACAGGUUCAACGAUAAGUUGGGAUAAAUUGUUCAUUCGAGCACUUCAUAUCUCUCUAACAACUUUCGUUAUAACUGUUCUUAUUCUUAAAGACACUGAACUUCGAAAGUCUUUGAUGCUUCUUCAAUGGUAUUACCUGCUGCCGUAUUUUUUCAUCCUAACCUGUUCAACUUUGUUUUAUUUUAUUGCUGGUUCUGUUGAUCCCGGUUUCGUUGCCUGUGAAACUGAUCAUGCUAUCAUGGUUGCAUAUGAGAAGACGAAAGAAGACUCACAUGAAGAAGGUGAACCAUUGAUUUCUGAAAGUUGUGAAGUGCUUGCAGCCCCACCAUUUCAUAGCAUGCCAAAACUGCGCCGCUGUGGAUACUGCAAUAUUAUCCAGCCAUUACGGGCAAAACAUUGUGAAGAUUGUAAUCAUUGUGUACAUCGAUAUGACCAUCAUUGCCCAUGGUUAGGAAACUGUGUUGGUGAAAGAAAUCACAGAUUCUUUUGGGCAUUCUUAUUGUUCGAAACCAUCCUAAUUGCUUGGUCUAUUGAAAUUGGAUGGUAUGGAUUUCAGAGUAAAAAGGUGUGGUCAGACUGGGCAUAUACCAAUGGCAUACUCCUUCUUGUUAUGUUGAUAUUAAUCAUCUCAAUCAUCGUAGUCAGCUUGUUGUUUGGUUGUCAUUCAUACUUGAUUGUGAUUGGUCGAACAACUUGGGAGCACAUGGCUCAUUCAAGAAUCUCGUAUCUUAAGAUAUUUAAGGAAGGGGUCAAUCCUUUCCAUGAGGGAUAUUUCAAAAAUGUUUGCAAGUUCCUAUGUCAUUGUCGAGUACGCAAAUGGGAGAAUGUUUUUCAAAGAAGUAGUAUUAAUUUAGGAGUUUGAACUAUUGUUUUCAAACAGUUUAUUGUAAACAAUGCAAUAUGUAAAAUUACAUCUUAUUAAAUGCAGACCUUUGAUUAACAAGAAGUGUUAAUACAAAAUUCUUUGGCAGCAACAUCAGUAUUUCUAAGAGAUCAUAAUUUGUGAUACAUUUUAAUAGAACCUUUAUUUUUGAAAAAUAAUGCGUAAGGAAAACUGAAACUUAAAGUGUAGCCUGUCGGUAUUUUAUAGUCUGUUAUGUUGUGUGUGGACUGUAUGUAUCACUAAAGAUGCCAACAAAAUCCACAGCCCCUGGUUAUAUUG